AUGAAGAAUAACUGUAAAUGCUUGGUAUGUGGUAAAGCAGCUCGUAUAGACCCAGAUACGAACCAACAAUCUGAAUACUGUUCAAAAAGAUGUCAAAAACAAGCAGUAAAAUUAAAAUAUGUUGAAGCAUGUAAAAUAUGUGAAUCUUACCCAAGAAUGCUUGAAUACGGACAAAGGGUUGAAUGGUGCAGUUUAGAUUGUAAAGAACAAUUCUUGGAAGAAAAUCCAAAUUACAAGACAAUGAAAACACCAAGUAAAAUAGAAAAAUUAACUUAUAAAAUGAAUAAAGUUAAUAUAACAACAGAUUAUGAAGAUAUCUCACCUCCACCUUCGAAAAAAGUGCCAGAGAAGAUAGAAGAUGCUCCGUCUUUAUAUUAUUAUCCAAAAUCUGUUCCUACAAACCUUUUUACAGAUUCUUUAGUAAAUGAAAAAUCAUCUACUAGUAACAUGGAUUUUAAUAAUGAUACAAAUCAGAUUAAUAAUAACACGAACAAUAUAAGUCAGGUUAAUAAAGAUAUUAAUCAGACUAAUCGUAACAUAAAUCAUAUGAAUAAUCAGAAUCGAAAUCCCAAUAACCAAAAUUCUAAUAGACGAAAUUCUAACAAUAAAAAUCCAGCUAUCCCUCACAGUCAGAAUUACCAACAUCAAAGCCCUGCUAAUCAAAAUCAAAGUCUUGCUGUUCAACAUCAAAGUCCUGUUGUUCAACAUCAAUGUCCUGCUGUCCAACAUCAAUGUCCUGCUAUUCAACAGCAGAGUCCUGUAAUUCAACAGCAGAGUCCCGUUAUUCGACAACGGAGUCCCGUUACUCAACAACAGAGUCCUGUUACUCAACAACAGAGUCCUGUUAUUCAAAAACAGAGUCCUGUUAUUCAACAACAGAGUCCCGUUAUUCAACAACAGAGUCCUGUUAUUCAACAACAGAGUCCUGUUAUUCGACAACGGAGUCCUAUUAUUCAACAACCGAGUCCUGUUAUUCGACAAAAGAGUCCUGUUAUUCGACAAAAGAGUCCUGUUAUUCGACAACCGAGUUCUGAUAUUCAACAGCAGAGUCCUGCUAUUCAACAGCAGAGUCCUGCUAUUCAACAGCAGAGUUCUUGUGUUCAAAAACAGAGUUCAGCUACUCAGCAUCAGGACUUUGAUACUUCUGAUAUACAAGAAGAUUCAAGUACUCAAUUUAACGAAGGAAAAAACAUCAUUGACUAUGCAGCUCCACAUCAACCAGUUCAAAAACCACUUCAAACUAUACCACCAAUUGUAUAUAUGAACAAUCCUAAUCCACAACCAGUUUACGUUAAUAAUUCAAUUAUAAAUCCUGUUAAUGCAUAUACAAUGCAACCAAUAAUUUCUCAAACUUCGGCUGGUAACGUAGUUUAUCUUAGUAAUAACAAUGCGAUCAGUUCGACAUCGCAAAUGCAAACUAAAGUUGUACCCGCUUUUCCGAUAGAAUUGGUAAAUCAAAUCCAACCCGUUAAAUCCGGUAAGCAAGAUGUUAUAAUAGCUCAAGGUCCAACUCAACAGCCACAAAUUCAACAUCAGCGAAUUCAAACAAUUCAACAACCACAAAUGUUUGUCACCACUCCACCUGCUGUGACUACAUAUGUGAUUAAUAAUACAAAUGAAAAAAAUGCUGUUCAACCGGUUCAACAACAGAUACCGAUUCAACAACCGUAUCAACAACCAUGUCAACA
This is a messenger RNA of Dentiscutata erythropus, 1688 nucleotides long. The record is from the annotation of a GenBank genome assembly. NCBI's taxonomy places the organism in Eukaryota, Fungi, Glomeromycota, Glomeromycetes, Diversisporales, Gigasporaceae.